Molecule: messenger RNA, 498 nt
Organism: Microcebus murinus (gray mouse lemur)
Lineage: Eukaryota; Metazoa; Chordata; Mammalia; Primates; Cheirogaleidae
Source: RefSeq, a predicted model, not a curated record
CAACUGCUCAAAAGAGAAGGUGUUCCACCCCUAAGAUACAGCUUCAGCCUGGCCCAGGACUCUUCUAUUUGCUGUCUGCAACACCAUGAAGCCUGAAUGGACCCACUUUUCUCUGUGGUUCGUCUUCUUUUCCAUGAUCCUCCACACAUUUUCAGGGGAAAUGCUUCCUAAGCCAAUCAGAAAAGAAUUGUGUGAAAGUGGAUAUCUUGGAGCCAAACCAGAAUAUUGCAACUAUCCUCCAGUGUUUGGCACCUGUAAAUCCUAUUGGACCAGAUUCUACUACAACACUUUGACAUUUUUAUGUGAGCCCUUCGUCUUCUCUGGGUGUGGAGGCAACAGAAACAACUUUAAACAUAAAUUUGUCUGUGAAAGAUAUUGUGUUGAUGAAGAGGAUCAAGAAAAAGAGCCACAGGCGAAGGAGGCUCCAAAGAAGGAGAAGGAGUGAAACAAGGAAAAAGUAGUAUUCUCUAUGGAAAACUAUGCCAAAGUAAUCUUGAG